This is a messenger RNA of Pocillopora meandrina, 23108 nucleotides long. NCBI's taxonomy places the organism in Eukaryota, Metazoa, Cnidaria, Anthozoa, Scleractinia, Pocilloporidae. The record is from the annotation of a GenBank genome assembly.
AUGAUAAUAUUUUUCAGUAGCUACUUUAUCACUGCAUCAAGUGUCUUCAGACCAGGGCAGCCAUUUAAACUCAGAGUCUGGCUGAAUGAUACUGUGACUGACCCAGUGAACAUAACAUGUGGUAUCUUGGACGUCAAGCUCAAAACUGUGAUUGCAAGCAAUAGUGACACAUUUGCGAACGGUCAAGUUCAGUAUUUGCACAUGUACCUCUGUUUAUUCUUAAAUUAAGAAUAAAUAUUAAAAUCAAAAAUUUUUAUAAAUCUUUUCAUGUUAUUUUUGCAGGAUCUAGUAAGGAAAUUGCAUUACAGGUACUCAUGCAUGAUACUUUUUGCUCUUAUCAAAAUUUUUUAUCAAUUUUGUUAUGUGAGUAUUUGAGUCUUUACUUGUAGAUUCACCCAAGUAUGAAUUUUAGUUUUACACGAAGUGCCUACUAUCAGCUUUUUUUUUAAUACUAUAUAGAAACAAAAUAGUGAAUUAUGUAAAAUUUGUAUCUUCCAGGUUCCCUAUGGCGUUGCAUCGACAACUGUUACAUAUACUUUGUCAGUCAAUGGGACAGGUGGUACCAAUUUCUCUAAAACAAAAUAUGUUCGCUUUAUGGAAAAGGGUUUUAGCAUUUACAUUCAGACUGACAAAGCUGUGUACAAACCGGGACAAAAAGGUAACUUAGCUUAUUAUACACCUCUUUGAUUUGCUCCUAGAUCUAAAAAGUUAUUUGGCUUGGUGAUGGCCAUCACUUCUUGUAUGGUUAAUUCUGUAAUAAUCUUCCUGAGAGGCCUUUUAAAUUCUGUUGCGUUCAGACAGGAGUCUUAUGAGUAUUAAGUGAUACCUAUCAUUUUUUAAUUUGGAAAUUUACUGUUACAUGCAUCUUAGGGACAGGUGAUGUGUUGAUUUUUGGGAAAAAAAGAGUGAUAUUUAUUACCAAUACCUUAUAACUGGAAUUGUAUGGCCUUCAGAGUUAAACUGUAAUAGAACUCCAGCAAGAGGGCCAUUUAAAAGAAAUUAAAGGAGGUGUAUACAGUUAACCAUGCUCAAUUAAACCAUAAAUAAAACUGUUUCAGGGUAUGGCCAUGUAGAUGUAUAUCCAGAUAUAAGCUAUAAAAAAAUAUUUAGAUGCAGAAGAAGAUUGAAUUUGUCAUAAUUUUAUCUCAAUUUUUUUAAUUUUCAGUUCUCAUGAGAAUCUUUGGAGUGCAUCCAGACUUAAAACUGUACACUGGCAAUGUGAGUAUAAUGAACUUACACAUGUAUAAUGAUUAUUUUCUCCCAUAAGUGAACCAUAAACAACUUUAUUGAAAAUAGCUUGCAAUGUUGCAGUCACAAUAUAUUUCAAUUCAUUGCAGUUAAUAUACAUUAAUGUUAAUUUAUCUAAAACCAAGAAAAAUAGAAAUUAAAUUACACUGUAUACCUAGCAUAAAAUAUUUUUGACCUAAUUUAUCAUAAACCCAAAAUUUCAAGUUGUAAGUGUCUCUUUAAUUUGACUAAAAUUUUAACAAUUCAUUUAAUUUUUGAGUCUUUUCUAUAUUUUCUUAACAGCUGACUGUGGAUAUAUUGGUGAGUCAUUUGGAUUAUGGAUUUUUUUCAAUUAAGUUUUUCAAUUAUUCAGUUAAUAUAGUCAUACGUAAAGGCAUGAACACGUAUGGUUGAAGUAAUUAGUAUUUAUAUAUUUAAUGUUUUCAAAGACUACAUUUAAGGUAGUUUAAAAAGUUAAAUUUACUUUUAUUUUUGAAAUUCCUUGCUUUAAUCACAGGAUCCCAAUGGUAAUAAGAUGGCUCAUUGGGUCAAUGUUAACAGCCAGUCAGGUUUGGUAGUUUGUUUGUUUGUUUUUGUUUAGAAAAUUUCUUUGCCUUUUACUAGUUUUUAGCAAUCAUCAGUGGGAAUUGUUUACGAUUACAAUUUUUUUUACCAUACUGAUAACUUAGGCAUGCUUAACAAAGAUAAAAGCAUUUAUUUAGCUAAAUGGAAAAAUAAAUAGGAGAUUUGUAUUUGAUGAUAAAUAGAUGAUCCUGUUCUAUUAUUUUCAGGUGUCAUCAAGAAGGAAUUUCUCCUCUCCACUCAGCCAGUAGAGGGAAAUUGGAAAAUCUCUGUUACAGCUGCUAAGGUAUUGGAUACAAACAAAUUGAAUAUAAAAAAGGAGUAAAUUUUAGUUGUUCCUACAGUAUGCUUGAGUAAGCCAGCCUGGAAAGUGUAUACUUCCUAUCUGUUAUUCAAUUCAAAUACUGUAAGGAAUUAGUAAUCAAGUCAUGAUUUUUCUUCAAAGUACAGCACUGGGAAAAAAUUGCACUCUUUAUGAUUUGUGCAUGGAUUAAUCACCCAUUCAAAAACAAAACUACAGCCCUCUAUUGAAAUAACAACUGGAAAGAGAAAGAAUUAUUGUGAUAUCUAUUGAGUAGUUAUGAGGUGAGGGGUAUAUUUGGGGCUACUUACACAGAGUCUAACCUGUAUUAGGUGGCACUGAAUUAAGCGAUAACCACGUAUUAAGCAGUCAGCUGCCUGUAAAGGCCAGGAUUUGUAUCUCCCUGUAAUUUUCACCUCUUUUAAGGGGUCACCUCUACUAAGCGGAUUGAACAGUCAGUGAAACCAGGACCACUCAAAUAAAUCUGAAAAAAAUUUCUAUCAAACAGUUUUUAAUCCAUGGCCUCUCCCAAAAUCAAAGUAAGUAAUAUUUUCAAGGAAGGUUCUUCACAGUAAGUGGUCAAUUAUGGCAUAUGGUGGCAUUGUUUAUCGCUUUUUUAUAAUACCCCUAAUCUAUCUGUGAAACCUGUAUUAAGCAGUUAACUUGUAUUAAGAAGCCACCACACCAUUCCCUGUGGGUGACAACUUAACACAGGUUCAACUUUACUUGAAAUAAUUCACCUGUAAGUCUGAAAUAUUUCUUAUUUUUUUGUGGUUAGGACCAGAAAGCAGAACAAGUUAUAGAAGUAAAGCCAUAUGGUUUGUAAAUGUUCAUCCAUUUAAAAUCAUUACAAACACAUUGAUUAUUCAAAUUUAAAUCCAUCCUUCAUGGAUUUUUUUUCGUCAAAUGUACAAUGAGUGUAUUUUAAGCCUGUUUAAGUACUGUUUUGUUUACAGCAAAUUACACUAACUCUAGAUGAUUUUAUAUGGUGAUUCUUCUGUGCUCCUCACCUAGGAGGUUAAGUUUGUAAUUUAAUCACCAAAAAAUAAAAUGCAGCUAUUCAGGACUGUAAAAUUAGAAACACUUAAAAAUAAUUGACAGUGUAUAUUUUGCUUUUGUUUGCAGUGCUACCCAAAUUUGAAGUGAAGGUGAACCUUCCAGAUUAUGCCCUUGAGAAAGAAAAAUAUAUCCAUGGUUCUGUUGAUGUCAAGUGAGUUCCUUACCUUAAAAGAACAUCAGCAAAUUUUAAGCCGCUGGAAUUGAAAUAUUUUAGGGAUAAGUAUGUUCUAAACCAAAGUUGACUUGUUAUCGGUUUAAAAAUUGGCAUCUUUCUCUUAGUAUAUAUAUACACGUAGAUAGCUGGGUUCUGCAUACUUCACCAACCUCCAUGACCUUCCCCCACCCACCACUCCCUCCCUGUUUCUAUAUUGACAUCACUUGGCACAUCUCUUUUGCAUUAAGUAGCCCUUAAACUCAAAAGAGUGACCAGGAAGUAAUUUCCUAUCAUCCUGGCCCUAGUUUUUCAAAGGGCAGAUAACAAUCUGACAGAUAAAUUGCUAUCUAGUGGAUAAGAGCUAACAAAAUGUACAGCACUAUCCAUUGGAUAAAGAUUUAUCAAAUGGAUGGCAUUAUCCACCCCUCAAACAACCAGGAUCUGAUGCGGAGUGGUAUUUAGAAGCAAGAAAAUUGUAGACUAGAGGAUGCAGCUCAAUUGAACAUCAAAUUAUUUGGGGCUUAAGUCCUGAGAAAUAUAUGGUAAAUAGUAAGGAGAAUUACUUGAUAUCACAAAUAAAAAGGCUAACACACUUCAUGAACAUUUUACUAUUGGAUCCAGUAAGUGCAUUGAAUAGUGAUGUUUCAUUCCUGAUAUUGUUAUUUUUUCUUUUCUAAAGGUAUACGUAUGGAAAGGGAGCCAAAGGUCGGGCAAAUAUUCAGUUGUAUUUUCCUUAUUUCUGGCAUCAAAAGAAGCCCACGUAUGCUAAAGAUGUUCCUGUAAGUACCAGGAAGUAUUGUGAGAAUUGCAUGUACACUGUAUGUCUAUAAAAACUAACUGCUUUUAUGUGUUCCAGGUUGUUGAUGGCCAUGGAAAAUUUUCAUUCAGAAUGAAGGAUAUUAAUCAGUUAUUCAAAAAGAGUUUUGGUGAUUACAUGGAUGACAGCUUCCUCUAUAAAUAUGGUUACAGAAUGGAGGUCAAUGCAACAUUUUACGAGGAUCUCACUGGAAAGAAAGCCGCUGGCCUAGGAAGCAUUUCUUUUCAUGAGAUAGACGUGAAGUUGCAAUGGGCUGAAUUCAAUCCAGAGAACUUCAGACCAGGACUACCUUACACAGCUUUGGUAAUAAAUUGCUAAAACUUAUCAGAUCAAACUAUAUCUUGUUGCAUUUUUGAUGUUAAGCUUUUAUGUUUGUCUGUUGGAUGACUUUUUUUUAAAAUACUUGAUUAUUUGUGGAGGUGUUUUUGAUUUGGCUUUGUUUGUUUCUUCCCUCAUGUCUUUGUUUUUUUUUGUUAUCUUUUUUCGUAAUAACAUGAUGUUCAGUAUGAACAAGCUCUACUUUUACCCUAGAGAUUACUGGGGCAAAUCAAAAUGGAAAUUGUUGGAAAAUUUUGUUGUAGGAUGAAUCAUGAUCCAUGAGGUAGCAGUCUGAAUGGGGGAGAUGCUUGUGUUUGCUUAUUAAGAAAUUUGUCCAGUAGGUUCUAUCACAGCUUUCAUUAGCCUGCUAAAAUGAGCAGAGAUCCAUAAGUCAGCAAGUAGACAGCAGUCUGCUUGCAGUCUACUUGCCUUUCCUUGACCGAGAAAUUGGUCAAGACCUAAUAGCAUGCUUCAUCACAGCUUUCAUUAGCCUGCGAGCAGUCUCUUAUCAUUGGUGUUGCAGGAUUUACAUUUCUCUGCCCACAGGAAGAUUAGAGACAAAUCGCAGUGAGGCUUACCGGGUAGUCUGGCACUAAUAACCAUGUUAGACCCCUUACAGACGUCUUUCAAGGCCUCAUACUUUCCAGUGGGUGGAGUAAUGCCUGUGCUGAAUUUCUAAUAACGGGAGCUACUUUCAGGGUAAGCUUUUAUUUGAUAAUCAAGAUACUGACUUUACUUCCCUGUGUAUUGUGUUUAGGUUACUGCUGUGCAACCAAACAAUGAGCCACUCACUCCUAGUAGACUGCAAGAAAUUCAGGGUAAAAUCAAGCUAACGACUAAGUAUCAAUGGAAUGACAAAGGGACUGAAGAAUUUUUGCCGCAUUCAAGUGAUGGAAGUUUCAUCAUUACAAAGGAUGUUCCAUCCUCUGCAUAUUAUGUAUCUUUAAAGGUUUGUUAGAGGGUUUUCAUUAAAAAAUGUAGUGCUAGGAAAAUAGUGCAAGGUAACUAGAGAAUAUCCUCCUUUUCUUGAUAUAGAAUAGUUUUUAAUCCAUGAAAUAUUUUUGCUCCCUCUCUCUUAUCAUAGGUCUAAGCAAGCGCAUCACCUGACCAAAUAUACCCCAGCUAAAACUGGAGAAUAUCCAGUGAACCAGUGAUACCCCCAAGUGAUAUUCAAAACCUUACAUUCACUAUGAUAAAGAUCUUCCUCUACAAUUUCAUUUGAGACGAGAGCAUUUUUCUUUUGUUACUAACAGGAGAAUUAACAUGUUUGUUUUUUCAUUAAGUCUUACUAGAGAAAAUUGAAAAGGAAACAAUAUCCCAUAAAGGAAAAAUUUAAACCGUAAACAAUUUUCCUGCGCGUUCCAAAAAUACUUGAAGAACGAAAAACACAAUUGCAUCCAUUUGGUGGGAAAAUGUGCUUGUAUAUAGGUUUGUUCUUGGAUAUUAUCAAUUCCUCGUAAUUCACAGUCUUCCCCAAGCAUCUCAGAACAGACCAUGUCUGAAGACAAAUAUCCGAGCAUAUUUUUUGUGCCAAAUAAAGGCUAUUAGUAAUUUAGACUAUGAAAAUGUAGCUGGAGAAUGAACACCCAGAUAUCAUGGUCAGAAAAUUGUUCGUUUUUCACUGGCUUGUUUGUUUCAUUUUGUAUCUAUCACCAUCAAUUCAGUGAAGUCUGACUGAAGCAAACUUUAAGUGGACACAACCUGUAUUAUAGUACACCAGCCAAGGUCAUUAUUUUGUCCCAAUUCUGUCAGUAAAAUGUUAUGGGAUAAAUUCAGAAUAAUGCAAUGACAUUGACAUAUAGCCCACACACAUGCAGUUAUUUUUGCCAUACGACCCUAUGAUAUGGGUGAUGUAAAUUCAAAAUUUUGAACUCUGGUACUGUGUAUUUAUUAUUUUUUUCCAUUUUGCAGGCAGAAUAUUACGAAGGUCUGAAAGGAACAUGGGCAUAUUUGUCAGCUUCUAAGGCCAGCUCACCAAGCAAAUCUUUCUUACAGUUAUCAACAACCACACCUUCAGUGAAGGUUCCAUCAGUUUUUCACUACAGUUAUUUUAACUAAGUGACUUGAAAAUACUAAUUGUUUGGUUAGUCGUAGUGUACAUGUAGUUGAAAGUAAUUAUGGAUGUAGAAUGAUAUUUUUUGAACCUAUUUGGGCUGUAAUGUAUCAGAUAACUUCAAACCUUUAGGGGACACUGAGUAGGCUGAAUCAGAAUAUGCUUUAUAAAAUAAUUCAAAUAGUACGCGCGCUCUGAUUGGCCAUAAAACCAUUUUACAUGAGCGUAUGUAAACACGGUUUUCGUUCCUCUUUCAUUAGUUAUUUUAUAAAAGAAAUGUAAAAUGGUUUCCGUGUUUACAUAGCCUGAUGUAAACACGCGAUAAGCUGGAUGUAAACACUCGAUAAGCUGGAAACCACUCCGCUUCGCGUCGUGGUUUCCUACGCUUAUCUCGUGUUCUCCCAACCUCCCGCGUGUUUACAUCAGGCUAUGUAAACACGGAAACCAUUUUACAUUUCUUCAGUGUUCCUCUGAAGCAUAAGUGGCCAGCAUUUUCGCCAGCUUCUUCUUAUUUAAGCGCCGGCUACCUAAUAAGACGAAGCAGUGAAGUGCCUGUCUUGAUCCAAAAUAAAACUAAAACUUUGCUGGCAAGUGUUUUUCUAUGGUUGGCCGCUAAUGAAAAACACUGUGGAGGACACUGAAUUUUGUUACUUACAUAUCAGUAUAUAAACACAUAAGUAAAUUGAUAUUGUGAACGGAAAGGUACUAUUAAUUCUCUCGAUGUACCUGUUCAACAGUAAUGUUUAAGCUCCAUUUUGAGGCUGUUGUGAGUUUACACACUAUUGUUUACAGGCUGGUGAUGUAAUAGCAUUGGCCGUGGAGGCUACUUUCCAACUUUCAGAGUUGAGAUAUAUGGUAAGUUAACUAUCGUAAUUGUUUUACAGUAAAUGGUUUGAACCCGGGAGUAACAUGUAAUAGAGUAGUUUGAUCGUCCGGGUGAGUGUAGUCCUGAGAAGGACUGUUGUCGGUAGUGGUGACAUACGUUUCGACAACCUGAGCGGAAGUCAUCAUCAGAGUCAAGUGAAAGGUUGUUGUCAGUCGAAUGUACUUAGUCCAGUUCGUGUACACUGAUUGGUCAGUUUUGCCGUGAUGUUAUUGGCUGUAAGACUCAAGUGGCGUAGGUCAGUCGUGAUUGGUCGGUUUGGAUCCGUUAGUGAAGUUAGGUCGUUCUGUCCUGUUCGAACGAACCGACUACACUCACCCGGACGAUCAAACUACACUACUAUCGUAAUUGUUUAUUAGACAGACUGGACUAGCUGCAUAUAUGUUAGAAACAUAUUAAGCAUGGUAAGAUAUGCGUUACCUCAACCAAUCAGGUGCGUUACUAAGACGGAUUGCUUUCUGAACUCUUGUGUUUUCCGACAGUUAAAAAACUACUCAAGUGAGUGUUGUACGAAAUCCGGAAUUGCUCUGCUUUUUAUUCACUCCGUUUUGUGAUUAGUUAAAAAAAAAAUCACGCCACCCUCUGAUCCAAUUAGAUGCAAGACUAAAACUUAUCGCGUCUUGGCCACUUGCGUUUUCCCGCGCUUCAAAGAGGUGGCUUGUUUUUACUCUGGGCUUUCAUUGGCUUAUUUUGAUGUUGAUCUUUGUUUUGAUGGGCCGUUGUAAUUGCACGGGCUUUAGUUAUUGUGACAGCAGAUCGACUUUAGCUUUAAGAACACGUGUCGAUUUGUUAUGUUGCUUGUGAUCCCCAGCCUUCGCUCUCAUUUUCUGAGAAGAUAUUUGAACUUUGGAUUUGGUUUCUUGGCGUUCAAUCGAAGUGUGCUCCAUAGAGGUUAUUUCAUUUUCCUUUUUUCCCUAUGGAACAGGUUUUGUCACGUGGCAUGUGGGUUAAAACUGGUUCUCACAUUGUGUCUCCUGGCUCCACCAAAGCGUCCUUCACCAUCCAGUCCAAAACAGAAAUGGCGCCUAGUGCUCGUCUAUUGGUUUACUGCAUAAAACAAAGUGGGGAAGUUGUUGUAGACAGUCUGAAUAUCGAAGUAGAGAAUCCUUUCCAAAAUGAAGUGAGGACCUUCUUUAGCUUGGUGUUCAUCAUCAUCUUUAUCUGCUUCUCUUUCCCUAUUUCCUCUCCCUCUUCCUCUCUAUCUUCUCCAUCCUUUUUCUCCCCAUCUUUAUUUUCAUCUGCUUCUGUGCAUCUUCCGUCUCCUCUUCUUCUCUCUAAUCUUGUUUUUCUCCCUCUCCAUCUCCAUUUACACCUUCGUCUUGUUCUUCGUCUCCAUCUUCAGGUUUCUGUGACAAUCGACACCAACAAUAGAGACAGCGUCGCUCCGGGUGACAUGGUAACUAUAAAAGGGAAAGCAACUCCAGGAUCUUUCAUUGCCUUCCGAGCAGUCGACAAGAGUGUACUUCUCAUGAAGGAGGAUACAGACCUGUCUGUUAAGAAGGUUCUAGAAGAGCUUCAAAGUUACGACUCGGCGCAAGUUUGGUAUCCAUUUUGGGACUGGGGCAGGCGAAGUAGACGUCGUAGAAUGAUCAUGCCUUAUCCCUCUUCAGGACGCAAUGCGGCAGCAGUCUUUGAGGUAUUUAUGUGAAACUGAGGCAAAAGGACGAGACAAAUGGAGAAACAUGUUCCGGGAAUAAAUUUUUGCCACACUUUCGUUUGCUUUUGUUGCCGACGAAUCGUGCCCGAUUCAUAAUUUUUUCCAUUUUUACGAAAAAUAGAAGGGUAAAAUUCCAACUUGACCAUGUGAAAGUGGGUACGUAGAAACAACAGCUUAGCUUACUCAGUUCACAUAUUUUAACUCAGGAGGGGUGUUUCUUGAGUGGUUCUGAUUUGGGGGGAGAUCUGUGGGGGUAAUCGAUUCUUGAAUCAGCACCGAUGUCAUAACGCCCUUUUUUCGAUGCCCGUUGAUUGUUUUACUUUGUAAAAGCUCUACUCUACUUGAGAGAGACCUCAUAUCGCAUGUGGAACUGUAAGUUUUUGUUUGUUUGUUUGUUUGUUUUUAUCAGGGGUGGUACCUUGGGUUUCUUCCCAUCCUCUCUCUUAUAGUGUGACUAAAGAUGCUCUUAAGUGGCCAGAUAUAAGACUAAUAACACUUUUGUUGAUGAGCAACCUCUCCUUGCUGCUGACACCUUUCAUUUCUUACCCUCCCCUGCCCCCCCUUCAACUCACAAAAAUUAUCUGUACACCGUUUUUGUUUUCAUUGGCAGAACUCUGGUCUCGUUGUUAUCACUGACUAUGAAUUGCCAGGGGGCUUUGAUGACCGAAUGAUAAUGAUGGCACCAAUGCCGAAUAUGGAGUCAGGUGUGUAAGAAUACAUUUCGUGGUGUUUAUUUGGAGUAUUGCCACCUCGUGAGUUAAUCUAGCUUAAAUGUUUGUCAAAAAACUGCGAGUCUUCACCUCAGGGUUCUGUCAGAUAUUAUUCAACGUUAAUUGCUUUCCGGUUGAUUUCCGAUAAGAUUCUAUUAUAUAUUUAAAUGAGAGAGACCAGAGAGGGAGAUCAAAUUGAUUAAAAAAGGUUUCGGAACACAGCAGACUCGUCAGUCUCAUUUACGACAGUUCGUACAAAUCUGGAAAGUCAUGGGUCUUGCGAGCUUAUCAUAGAAUGGCAUAAGAAAAUGACCCAUAACCAUUUCUUUAAAAGGGAAAAAAACCUUAAAUAACUAAAGCUUCCAACAAAUGCUCGCUUUCACACUAGAAUUGAGUGUCGAAGGUAUUUCAGGAUUAUUAUGACUGUGGUUUUGCUUUACUUCGCUUUGUGUUCGGUCUAGUAAACUCUCGCCAGUUUUUCAACCGAUCAGAUUCAAAACUAAACCCAAUCUGAAUAUUUCACGGAAAGUCAGAAAAUUUUAUUGGCUGAAACGAGUAAGAACCUUCAAACUGAUUUCAAAUAAAGAAAAAAAAGGAAUUAAAGGCUACAUUAGCGUGGCUUUGACCACUUUUAAGGGGUUAAAAGCCACUAAACCUUAGUCGCGAACGUUGGAAAAUUUUGUUUUGCGUUUAGUUCGCCUUAUCACAUCCAUGUGCGACAAUGGCUAAUCAUUUUUAUGCGACAGGAGUUUGUAUUGUUGUUGUUAUUCAGUCGACUCUCUUUUGUAUCACUUCAUACAUACGUGCUGCAGCAGAUGGGGAAAUUAUGUUCAAAGCAAAUAGUAACGGCGGUGGCGCGCCCAAGCUUGCUGAAGUGAAGCGCGUCAGAAGUCUGUUCCCUGAGACCUGGAUCUGGUUGGAGUAUGAUGUCAAGUAAGUGACUUACGGUGUAAAUUAAUUUUGAACGGAGAGAGGAAAUUGAUUAUUUCUCCUCUUAGUGGAUGUUGUCGACCUGUUUAGGUAACGUGACGAAUUGCUUGGGGUUAACUGCCUUUACGCUGGCAAACCUGUAUUAAGCAUUUAAUUGUAGGAAUAGCUUUUGACUUGUGAGACGCAAUGUCCUGCCGAUUUGAGUAUCGGUGACUAUUUGGAAUAGUCACGAUCUUGCGCUGUUCACGAUAAAGCGCCUGAUAGUCAAACAAUUGAAGCCACCGGUACUUAUAAGGUAAGGGAUAAUCGAGUAUGCGAGGCGGUCAUCUUUUUUAUCUUUUGUGGCUAAUCUAUAGAAGUUGAAUAUUUGUUGCUCAGUAACCAAAUUGCAAAAGAAAAAAACAAACAAAAUAAAGCAGAAAAAUGGAACAGAGGUUACACAAAAACACAAACACAAGCAAGUUAAAAAAGAUUUUAAAACCAAGGGAAAUGCUUCUUUGUUUGUGACUUUUUGAUAACUGAGAACCUUCCGUCGUGAGCCUGUAUAAAAAAAUGUUUGUGAACCGUCUUUUUGGUAUUAGUUCUGCCAACUGAGAACCCUCUGUCGUGAGCCUGUAUAAAAAUGUUCGUUUACGGUCUUUGUUAGUAGUUCUGCCAACUGAGAAUCCUCUGUCGUGAGCCUGUAUAAAAAUGUUCGUUUACGGUCUUUGUUAAUAGUUCUGCCAACUGAGAACCCUCUUUCGUGAGCCUGUAUAAAAAUGUCUGUUUAUAGUCUUUGCUAUAAGUUCUGCCAAUUGAGAACCCUCUGUCGCGAGCCUUUAUAAAUGUAUUUUUAUGUUUUUUUUGUCAGUUCUGCAGGCGAGGUUGAAUUUCAGCGGGCUGUCCCUGAUACACUAACCACAUGGGUAACCAGUGCUUUUGCUGUGUCCAACGUUACCGGUCUCGGUGUUGGAGAACUUAAACCACAGGUUGGUGUUACUUUUUGAGGGUGAUUGCUUAACUCAUUACGCCCUAACAUCAAAAUGCAUAUUUUCCGAACUGUUUUCUAUAAAUUUUCUAUGGUACUCCUUGACAAGGACAAUUUGUUUAACAAUCAAGGGCUUCUUAAGCUGAAGAUUAUUUCCUAAAUUUUUAUAAUUUUUUUUUCUGUUUGAUUCAGCAGCGAUACUGCAAAGAGAGUUCAGAUAAUAAUUACUCUUAGGGGUUAAAAGAUCCACACAUUGCUCUGGAGCUACGCUCCUAUUCCCUAUUCAGAGCGCUUUGGUAGCUUUUAGCUAAUAAGCUCGUUGGUCAAUCCUGUAGCUGUUUAAUCCGGUUGAAUGAAAACCUUGAUUUUAAAUGCAGCUAUCUAUUUCUAAUAUUUCUCUUAAUGGUACAAGUCAUUAUAUUUUUUAACCUGGGUUUGAAGGAGUUCUAUUUUUCUGGCCAUUAGGUGAAAGUGUUUCAGUCGUUCUUCGUAUCUUUGAAUCUUCCAUACUCUGUUGUUCGAGGCGAAGAGCUCGCUCUGCAGGUCACUGUCUUCAAUUAUGAGGCUGAGAAACAGCUGGUAAGUUAAACAAGUAACUAAAUAGUUAUUGAAAAUGGGUUAUGAAAGAGUAACGAACGAUUCGCGAACGAAUUACGAACGAUUAACGAACGAGUAACGGACGAUUAACGAACGAGUAACGAACUUGUAACGAACGAGUGACGGACGAUAACGAACGAUUAACGAACGAGUGACGACGAUUAACGAACGAGUAACGGGCGAUUAACGAACGAGUAACGGACGAUUAACGAACGAGUAACGAACGAUUAACGAACGAGUUAUGGACGAGUCACACACGAGUAACGGACGAUUAACAAACGAGUUACGAACGAUUAACGAAUGAGUAACGAACGAUUAGCAAACGAGUAACUAACGAGGAACGAACGAGAAACAAACCAAGAAGUGAGAAGUGACGAUUGACAAAACCUUAACCUGUCCUCGCGUUUGUUGUUGUUGAUGAUUUUUCUUUGGGAAGCCGUGUUUGCACCUUUUGUAAUCGUAGGAUUAUUUGAACUGGUCAAUUUUCACAGUGUAGGUCUUGUGUGUAUGUUUGAUUUAAUCACUGAAGCCACAUUGUCAUGAAGGCUACAGAUAGAAGAAGUUUAUAACUUGAUAGGAUCUUUUCCGUUGUAGAACCAAUCGAAAGUUUUGUCCCUUGAAUAAAGGAACCCUUCUAGAGGCCAAAAAGAGAGGCUCUACAGAGAGGCCCAAAGGAGAGGCCUAAAAGAGAGGUUGCAUAUUCUCUAACGUAGUCGUCAACUCAAUGACUUUUUUUGUUUUCUGCCAAGGUCACAGUGACACUGAAAGCUUCCAAAGACUGGGCUAUCAUAGAUGAAGUAAACAGCCUUGGGCUAAGGGGGCAAAGCUCCGUAAACAAGGAUUAUGUCGACAAAGCAAUGGACCUUUCAGUGGAGAUUGAGGUUGGGGCCGGCGAAGGAAAAGCUGUGUCGUUCCCCGUGGUCCCGAAAACAUUGGGUCAGGUACCAAUUGAAGUUCGAGCUCAAUCUGUGUCCAACGCUGAUGCUGUUAAAAGGAACUUGUUGGUAGAGGUAAUGAUGCAAACAGUUGUGGAAAAUUGUUUCUAUUCAUGGAAAUUGUGAUGCGAAAUCUAAGAAACUUGUAAUGGUAACAGGACCGAAAAGAGGAGAAUUAAGUUUGUCACCAUGCGAUCAAUGACAUGACGUCUUCACUUUAAAAGUGUGGUAUUUGAAAUGUAACAACUUUUUCAAAAGAUAAUAUGGUUUUAUCAAUUUAGUUGAUAACAGAAAUUGACCGCCGUUAAGAGUUUGUAAGCUGACGUUUCGAUUGUUAAACCUUUGUCAGAGCGAAAGACGAAAAGCUCAACGUUCGAAACGUCACGUUUAGAAACUCUUUUUGGUGGCCGACUUACAUUAUCAACUCAGUCGUUAAAAUCUAAUUAUCAUGUAACACCCUCUACCGACUGCGACGCAGCACCACAGUUUCUGUAGAAACUAACCCCGUUAUUUCUUUUCUCACAGCCAGAGGGAGUGCCACAGGAAUAUUCUAUCAGCGUGUUAUUGGAUCUUAACUCCAGUAUGUAAAACCUUUCUUAAAGCCAGUUGUAUUGUUGCUCUCAGUCAGUUACCACUUGCCAAAUGUUUUACAGCUCAUAUUGGUGUUGUAACAUGGAUCGACUGUUUUGUGUGCUCUUUGCAGCCUCAAGUCUUACACGCACACUGGAUCUGAGUGUACCAAAGAACACCGUCAAGGGAUCUGCGACAGCCACAGUGUCCAUCAUGGGUAAGUGUUGUCAUCGAGAUCAAUUUUCAUUGAUUGAUGCCGAGAUGAAUGAUGAAUGAUUGCUUUCUGAGUUUGUUGUCGGUUCUUUUAUGUCUUUCUCUCUUACCGAGCUAAGAUUUUUUAUUUUCCCUUAGUUGAACGUAGCCUGUUGCAGGCAUUUAGGUAAUGAAACUGAGCGAAAUAGUGAACGGCGCGAUUUUAGCGGCAGUGCGAAAACAAGAGAGGUCUGGGUUUAGUCGUUCAUUACGCAACGCGAUCCAGACCUCCCUCGUCUCUCACUCCUCCGAUAGUAUAUCGCCUUUUAUCAUCGCGCUUCGUUUUACGACAGGCUAGUGUUACGUAGUUUUCACGCGCAAAAAAAUGUAUAUAUCUUUGCAAAACUUCACUUCAGUUUCACCUUUUUUGAGUUUUCGUAGACUGGUUAGAGUAGAACUGAAAAAAUCUUGGACGUUCUAGUAGCGGAGGGACGGAGUCACUCGCCCACAUUCUACUCCAUGUAAAAACUUGUAGACUUCGAGCACCACGAAACACUUCCGUUGUGGUUUACGUCCUGUUGUAACACUCCUACAUUUCUCUUCUCCAGGUGACAUUCUUGGAUCGUCUCUGAACAACCUGGAUAAGUUGCUGCGCAUGCCCUAUGGUUGCGGUGAACAGAACAUGAUUAAUUUCGCUCCAAACAUCUACGUCAAGAAAUACCUGAAGACAGUGAACCAACUUGCGGAUCAAAUGGAACGGAAAGCCAAAACUUUUAUGAUCUCAGGUUAGUGCUGAAAACUUUCCGAGCAAACAACGUUUUUAGCCCUUGUCCGAAUAUUGAAACAGACCUGAAAACCAAGUACUUAAGGGAUUACUGACGUGGUAUUCAGGAUGUUGUUAGUCACUCUCUGUUACAUUCGCACAAUUAUACAACAAACAGUGGCUUUUGGUUGUUCUGCGAGCAAACUCUGUUAAAGUUCUUUAUUUUUCUGUAAUUUGAUUGGUUACUUUAAGCAAGCCUUGAAAUCUGAUUGGUUGCUGUGUUUAGUAAAGCUUUCUCAUUGGUUAGGGGACAAAAAUGCGAUUUAGAGCCAAAAAAUGGUGCGAUUUGUGAACGUAUCACACCAAUGAGGACCAAUCGUAUUGCAAGGAUCACCAUUGAUUUCAAAAUAGAUGUAAUAAAUAGUGUAAUCUUUUCCCAUAAAACGCCAAAAAGCGACCUCGAGCAUUCCUCAGCCAUAUUGAUAGAGCAAGCCUGGGCAGUGAUAGCGCAAAUGAUUUUACUGCAUCGUUUAUAGUUCAUACUUGUUCCUUUUCACAGGAUAUCAACGUGAACAAACCUAUCGUCAUCGUGACGGCUCAUACAGCGCUUUCGGUGAACGUGAUUUAUCUGGAAGCAUGUGGUAAGAACGUGGAUUUGACAAUGUUGCACUUCAAGCAAGGAUGAUAUCAAUGAGAAGGGAUUUAAACACAAAGUAGAACUUACAUAAGAUAGAGUAAAAGGAAUUUGUAAGUUAAGGGAUAAUUUCAAUUAUUCAUUCUAUUCCAAGAAAACCGAGGCGAACUUUUCGAGGGUGAUAUUUAACAAUAUUCAUCAUUGCGCAAGAACAUCGCAUAUCGGCAUCCCUAUCCUCGUAAUAUGCGGGAAGUUUGUCACCAUAGAUAUAGGUAAACGGCCUAAUCUGCCGCAAGUCUCCUAUAGCUCGGUGAUAAAGCAUCCGAGGUACUAAUCGGAAGGUCGUAGGUUCGACUCUUAUCGGGAACACUCAGUAGAGCAUCCGAAGUACAAAUUGGAAGGUAGCAGGUUCGAAUCGUAUUGGGAUUACUUGCAGUUCUUUUUCCGAGUAUGCCAGUGUUAUUCACUGAAUGACGUCAUCUUUUACUUUCAAUUUUCAACAGGAUCUUUUUUUUCCUUCCCUAAGGAUACUUAAAAAGCUUGUUUCCUCCAUACAAUUAAACCUUGUUGUUUCUCCUUCCCCAUUAGGCUGACAGCAUUUGUAGCAAAGUCUUUUGCACAAGCGCGCGCGUUUAUACCUGAAUACAUCGAUGACGAGUUGUUAGAAGAAAGCUUGGAAUGGAUGUCACGUCAGACAAACAUUGACAAAUCCUUCAGGAAAGUUGGAAAAGUUCACAGCUCUGUUCUGAAGGUAAUGUGUUUUGUUAACCACCAAUCAGGUCAGAAUCGAUGAUCAUGCGGCAAUACUUGCCUAUUUCCUUUUUCUUGUAGGGAGGUCAAACUGGUGCAAUCUCACUCACGGCUUACGUCCUUGUUGCUUUGGCUGAGGCGAACUCAAAGUCACAGGUAAGAUUAUUUUGAAUUUAUAUUUCCCACUCCCCACCGGUUCCGAAUUGAUCAGGGUUUCUUCAGGUCCUGGAAAAGCUGAAAAGUCCUGGAAGUUUAUUUUAACUUUUUCCAGGGCUGGAAAGUCUCCGAAAAAGACUACAGGUCCUAAAACGUCUUGUAGAUCUACUUAACUCAACCAAUAAAGUUUUCAGAAUUUACGUUAAAAAUAUGUAUACCGUAAGGAGAAUUGAUUUUGAAGUAUUGGGAAUGAAAGGUUUUAAGGUGAAAUUUGGAGUCCUGGAAAAUCAAUCAGAGUUGUGGAAAAGAUCCUGGAAAAGUCCUGAAAUUUGUUUCGGAAAGAAAAAGGGUGCGAACCCUGUUAAUGUAUUUCUUUUACGGUGGAAGGGCGGGGAGAAGAUGACAAAAUACAUCGAGGUUGGGAAGGGUAAAGAGAGAUUGUGUUCACCCUUUUAUAAGAAGUUAUAAUGCGCAUCGUAAUUAUAAAUAGGAUGCUUUGUCCAUACAUUAGCUCUUCUUUAAAAUGAGGAUAAUUGUAAUAGAAAAUUACGAAAGCGCGAAAAGUUAACGUUACAUACUUCUUUGUGGAGAUGACUUUUCUGUGAAAAGAUUACUAUUCGCGAAGGGUAUAGUUGUUGUAAGUGAAGUGUUGUAGUAAGGUACAACGUACUCUCCGUCCUAUCCCCAUUAUUGAAGCGAGCUCCUGAUUUCACCCCCCUGUAGUAGCGUAACCAGCUGUUUCCUGAGAGUUUUUAUCGGCGAAGGCUCGUGCAGAAUAAAGAAGAAAAACGUUUUCGCGUGCAGUGUUUUCCGCGACUUAAUUACUUUGAUCGAGCGCAGUUAACCGACUAAUUUUGUAAUGAAGAGUGUUUGGAGGGCGUCAAAAGAGCAUGCCUUAAAUUCCGAGUUUUAAAUAUCUUUAAAGGUGACCCAUUUUGAUUUCAGACUGUUAUUAACGCCAAGAAUGGAGCCAUAAGUUUCUUGGAAGGCAAGGUUCAAGCUAUGUCAAGUGAUAUACAAGACGCUUACACGUUAGCAAUCACCGCAUACGCCCUGGGGCUGGUCGGCAGCGCCACGAAAUGGAAAGCACUCACGGAACUGCGUAAAUUGGCCGUAGAAAGAGGUAUAAGUUGAGCAUGCGCAGAGGUCGUAAACGUAAACGGACAAGGGAAGUGAAGAAUGCCAAGGGAAAGAGAGCGGAAUCUGUGAAACCAAGCCUACAAAGCUCCUUUUCCUUAGAAGGCUUCCUUUGUCUUAAGUGCAGGAGACAUGGCGGUCUAAUGGUUAGAGUGGUAGGGGGGGGGGUCUACGAUGAACUUGCAGCCAUGCAGGGGGGAGGAACAGUACUCCAAGUCACUUCAUGCUAAUUGAAUCGGAUUAAGCCCAGCAUGAAAGAUCCAGAAGGGUUAUUUAUGUUGUAAUCGAAAGUUUCUUCCCAUGCGGAAAAUUCUAGGCACCUCUCAGAUCGUGCAUCGAUCAGCAGUAAACGUCUGCUUAGCCUGUUAGAUUACAACUUUUUGAGGUCAUGAAAUUUGAUACACUCUUCAUAUUCCACACCAUGAAUUUCAGAUGGUCUUAUUUACUGGCAAGAAAAACCGGAAGGCAACAAACCAAACGACAAUCCGUGGUGGCGCCCAUAUUACCGUCCGCGAUCAGCUGACAUAGAAAUCACUGCUUACGCUCUGCUAGCUUUCACACUCAACAAAGAUAUAAGCGUUGGUCUGCCCAUCUCCCGCUGGUUGUCUCAGCAGAGAAACUCGCUCGGAGGAUACUCGUCAACUCAGGUGUGGUGCAGUUUUUGUAGUUUUUUUUGCUUUUUUUUUUUAAGAUUAAUUGAGUUUAUAGAGCAAUUUUCAAUUGAAUGUCGAAAGUAAUCCGGAAUUGUUUCGCUUUAGCUUAACUUUGUUCUGUGAUUGGUCCAAAAACACUCGCACCAUCCUCUCAGCCAAAAAGGUACAAAAUUGAAAACAAUAGCGACUUGGUCAUUCACCGGCGUUUCCCGCGCCUCAAAGAAUAUCCUUGUUUUCAUUUUGAGUUCUCUUUGGCAAACAGUUUUGUUAGCUUUUGUUCUGAUUGGAUAUUAGAUGACAGAUAGCUGACGAGGCCCGUUAGGCCGAGUUGGCUAUAAUCAUCUCAUAUUCCACAAACGUUGGUGGAAUGAUGUGUUCAUGAAAAACGCCCCAAAAUAUGGACAAGUCUUCCUAAAUUGUUUUUGUAAGAAUCGCGCACCAAAUUUGUAGAGCAUGGUAUAAUGGCUCAUAACCCAUGAUGGCUAAGCCAAUGAAAGCUCGGGAAUUGCAUCAUCUAAUGAUCCAGUUUUUAAUAACUGUGAUUAUAACGUAUCUUCUUUCAGGACACGGUGAUUGGACUCCAGGCCCUCUCGGAGUUCGCCGAGUUAAUUUAUGCGCCUGAUAUCGACUUCACAGUUCGUUUGAGUCUUACUGGGGAUCCGUUCUUCAGCAAAACUGUAACUGUCAAUCAACAAAACUCCAUGGUGCUACAAUUAGUAGAGGUAACGUCGUAAUUUCUUCUUGAAUCAAAACAUAUUUAUGUGUGUUAUUUAUCAGGCGGGAGGUCCGUAUGGGAAAACUUUGUUCGAGGUAUCGUGUGCGGCUCGAAGCCGAAGACUGAGCGCCUUACUCGAGAACUAGGGCAAAGUUGUCUCGCAUACGGACCAACUUAGAGCGGUAAAUAACUUAUUUUGAUAACUUAUUGUAGAUUGUGAAACAUGCAGAGUUAGUCCAUACAAUUUGGGAAAGGUUUUACUUAAAAUUUUGUUGUGAACAGAUUCCAGAUGUGGCUGCAGCAGGCUCUCUGAAAGUAUCGGCAGAUGGUCGUGGAGUAGGAAUGUUACAGGUUAGAUUCAACUGGUUUACAGUACUGCAAUGAAAGCGUUCGAUAGUCUGAACAUUUAAGGCCAGAGGCUUGAUAAUUUGUUCUGGUCAUUUAGUUUCUUCGGAGAUAGGAAUGUUUCAAAGCGGCAUCCUUAGAAAAAAAAAAAAACCACGAGCCUCGAACGCAAGCUCAUCAGGCUUAUUCUUUAAAUUCCUAGAAAUAGUCCAAAUUUUUCUUCUUCUCACGAUUUCAAUGUACCAUCUGGAAGAAAAUCGACCAAAGGAGACGCAUGUUAGUUAAGGGCUGAUAUCUUGAUAACACAUGAAAUUCUCUUCGCUAAUGUAUCGCGGCUUGAAUGGAAAAUAGAAAAUUAGAUUGUGUAAUACUCCGCUGUUAUGUAACUGUUGGUCUCCCGUCACCGAGGUGGUUAAGUGAGCGUGUUACGUAACUGGACCAAACGACAGCUACGAAGGAGACUAUAUAACUGUAUGACCGAUGAUAACUUUAGUAUUCCCCUACAGGUGGGUGUCACUUAUAACGUGGACAAAGCCCCUGACGAAAACUCGUUUGAUUUCCUCUUGGAAGUCAUCCGGGAAACUGAUUAUGAGAUCGAAGUGCAAGCGUGUUCCAAGUGGACUGAGAACGAUCAGAGCUCGGGUAUGGCGGUCAUGGAUGUCGGGAUUCCUUCAGGAUUUGAAUUAGACCAGAACAGUGUCGAUAAGGUGAGACCUUCCAUUAUGAGUUUGACGAGGUGCUAUUUUUCUUUAUCAAAAUGAUACGGUUAAUUGUUUAUGAGUUAAAAAGUAAACCGUCUUUGGCUGCAGUGACUUUUGUUAUAAGUCUAAGGUGGGGGGGGGUGAGAGGGAUUUUGAUUGUGUUAAAAUAAAAUUGACCUGAUAAAACCCCCCCCCCCCCAUUGACAACCAAUUUUCUACAGUUCCCCCCUUUAAACUCUGUCAGAGACGACUGAUACCUUGCUCCGUUCCCCUAGAAAACCAUGUGAUCCCUUCCAAAAUAAUUCGACCCCGCCCCCUCUCUCCCCUCCCCGGCGCUAAAUAUUGACUGGUCCCUAUCAACCUGGUAGGCUGGUAGCGAAGAUGGCGGUCUGGGUCAAAAAAAGGAGUUAAGAUUACGUACCUGUGUGCCGGUUUCUCUCUGCAGAUUAUGUCGAACCCAUCUCUGAAGCUGAAGCGUGUCGAGACGGAAGAUCGCAAAGUGCUUUUCUACUUUGACGAGGUGACUUACACAAGGUUACAGUUCAUGAUAACAAUUUUUGAAGGUGUUAUUACUUUGUUUAAAGUAUUGAGAUUACCAUGUUUGAUGUGUGAGUCACAGCUUCAUGAAAGUGACUCAUUCGACGACACGGAUUUUGAACAAACAUUCCAUUGUCCUAAUGUGUGUGGAUGAGCUGCAAAAGAGUUGGUCAAACUAUGUAGCUGAUUAACAAACCUUUCUUUUGAAUUACAGAUCCCUUCAAGUCGAAAGGUGUGCGUGAAAGUGUUGUUUCAGCGUGCUUUUGACGUAGGAAAACCUCAGCCCUCUUCAGCAUCCGUUUACAGCUACUACGAGCCAGGUACGAGAUGAUAUUCGCAAUAAAAAUGAUUUGUUUCUCUCUUAUCAUAGUUACUUUAAUGCGCUUUCCGUGAUGUGGGUCUUAACAAACAUGGGAUUUAGUCACCAAAUUUAGUGUGGUUCAACACUGACUAACCCUCGGACCCUUAACCCUUUAACUCCCAUGAAUGACCAAGACAGAAUUUCUCCUCCCAAUAUCCUUACAAUAUCAAGUACACAAGUGAUGAGAAUAAGGAAAAAUAUCAUUUAGGGAAUUAUUAGUUGAUCCUAUACCAAAUUCUCCGAACUAACAUCAUAAGAAUAGUAUGGCAGACAGUUGAGAGAAUUACUGAUGAAAUCUUGGGAGCGAAAGGAUUAAGAGUGCCUAGCACAUAAUUUCUCCUUACGGUUUAAGCCCUCAAUCAAACAGUAAGGUCUUGAGAAUGAAGAAAUGAUCGUCACUCAAUGAAGCUCCUGAUUAAUAAACGAAUUCUCCUUGUUUGUAGCCUAGGAAAUGUAUAUAGAACAGUAUGAAGAAUAUGCGCACUGAUGUUCGAUUGUUAAGGAUUUAGGAACCGGUCCCUUUCUUAUGUAGAAGGAGGGGAAGGAAAUUUUGAAAAGAUCGAAAUUUCUAUGAGCCUUCAGACAUGUAAAUGGCAAGUGACCCUCCCCCUCCCCCUCCCCCAUCAUUAUUCAAUAUUUACGCGAUGACCCCUCCGUCACCUCAUAUCUCUUCUUAUGUGCCUUGUAAUGAUUAAAAUUAAUUCACGUACAACCAUAAGUUGAUUUUCCAAUGAUUUUCCUUCAGUUGUAAAAGGAAUACUUUCUUGUUGUUAUUUCGUGUUUAAUCACUUCUUGGGUUAUUGAUAUGACAAGCAUUUUGUCAAAGGAAAAUUCAGUCGAACCAAAUAUUAAAGCAGGUGGGUUCGGAUUGUUUAUAUACUAAAAAUUUGGGACAACGAAGGAAUUUUGAGUGCAAGCAGUAUAUCUGUGAAAUAAAAAUCACACUUUAUAACUUUCAUAUAUUCACAGUCAUUAAAAAUCACUAAGUUGUACAAAAUAGUGGUUAAACAAAAGAAAACAAUAGAAUUAACACAAUAACUGUACGAUUUAGCAUCACUUUUUCACAUAUUUUGUUUACACUCUACUAUUUACCUGUUUUACCUGCUUUGGGCAAUGGACCAUUUUAAAAUGUUCUUCUGUAUAAGAGGUUAAAUAGGCCCCCCCCUCUGGCCAAUCUGAAACCCCCCUUCUUUUUCGUCUUGUAAUUCUCGCUUGUGUACAUUCGCGAGCUACUCUUCCACUCCCAGCCGUCAGAAGGGUACCAUCGCAUUAUCCAAAAAACAGGGUGAGAUAAAAUAGAGAAACUGUAACAGAUAUUGUUAUGGCACCAAAUUCUCGUAACAAAUUUUCAAGGAAAUAUACAGCAGGCAGAAGGAACAAAUAUGGAAGAAUUGGAUAUAUGGGGUUAAAAAAUUCAUGAAGUCAAAAGAAUUAUGCUAAUCCGCUGAAUCCCUCGCAAAAUAACAUCUUUUUUAUCCUCUUUUUUUUAGCGAACCGUGCCGAAGCUUUAUAUGCUGUAGACUCUCUCAAAGAUAAAGGGGUCUGCCGUGUUUGUGCGGACUGUGUGAACUGUGAAGCGUCAGACGAACCUGAUGUUAAACGAAAGAGUUCUGCACCUGGAGUGUCGGUUCAAGUCGGAAGCUGUGUACUGAUGGUGUUGUCUCUGAUAUUGAUGGCUGCAUUGCAGUAGCUCCCGUUGCCACAGGGAGGACCUUUCAAGGGCAGCAUAUGACACAAAAGUAUUUUUUUUUCAGUCACGAUUUUGCGUUACGUUGGUUCACGUCAGUAUCCUAAUACUCUUUUUUAUACCGCAGCUCUGUAGUUUGAAAGUAACAAUAGAUACGAACGAGUAUAUCACUCUAAACAAUUUAAGACCGAUCGAUUUAGAGCACUACAGGCCUUUCUAGAUUUUGUAACAUUAGGGUAAACUUUUUAGGGUCUUAAACCUUUUAGAUUAAAAUAAACGUUUUAAGGUCCUCUACAGUUAAUCUUUCGGUCUUUAUUCAACAAAUGCACCCAUGAAACUGAAAAAAUUUGUAAGACAUCUUCUGUCAGUGUUAUGGAACGACAUUUGCAAAUAUACUAUUAGAUAUUCACGUUUUUCGACGUCAGUGGAGUACAUAGUUGAAGCCCUUUUUAAAAAAAAGCACACCACAGAUAUGCCCUAGGGGUGCACCUUGUAAUUUCAUAGUAUUUAGCAUAAUCCUACAAAGGCUGAAGAAAGUUUUCCUCGUCUCCUAUUGCAUAUAAACCAUUUCAGCCAGGUAGCCUUCACAUAUUCAGAGAUCUCUCUUUUAUUUCAAAUAUGGAUAGAUAUUAAGUGAUAGCAUUUAAUUAGGAUUUUAAACGUACUUAAUCGUUUUAAUGUAUUAUUUCGCAUACAUCCACCAAAUAAACUUAUUGC